Cryptotermes secundus is the source of this 1581-nucleotide messenger RNA. Its product is annotated as forkhead box protein J1-B. The transcript has 5 exons. The coding region runs from base 83 to 955 and encodes 290 amino acids. The record is from RefSeq and is a predicted model, not a curated record. Gene Ontology annotation, molecular function: sequence-specific DNA binding; DNA-binding transcription factor activity. Gene Ontology annotation, biological process: regulation of DNA-templated transcription. Lineage: Eukaryota; Metazoa; Arthropoda; Insecta; Blattodea; Kalotermitidae.
CUGGUCAGUCGCCAUCUUGACAAGCAUGGAGGACCGAUUCAGAGGGCCCUGAACAAAGGUUUCCGUCACGAACAGGCUAAACAUGUUAGUCACAAUGAUGUCGCCAGUGAACUGUGGGCAGCCACCACUAGAGUGCAGCAGUAAUGAGGACAGCAGCAGGAGCAGUGUAGAUGAAACAAACAACAAUGGUGGUGAUGUGGAGUUGACAAGUCUCAACUGGCUUCAAAGUCUUAAUAUAAUUCCUUCCCUUUUGCCCACACCACCUUCAUCACCUACACCAUCUCAAACUGUGAAGCCAGCUUCGCCACAAGCAUCAGUCCGGGUCAGACACAUGACCCAGGACUGGACGCAAGGCCGGCCUCUGAAACCAGGACAUAUCCUAGGGACCAUGCUGUCAGAACACAACUUGGAGGACUAUCGCAGCUCUGGGGACCAUAAGCCACCAUAUUCAUAUGCUGCACUAAUCUGUAUGGCCAUGGCAGCUAACAACAAUAAGAUGACAUUGUCUGCCAUCUACAAGUGGAUCCGAGACAACUUCCUAUAUUACCGUAACGCAGAUCCUAGCUGGCAGAAUUCAAUACGACACAAUUUGUCCCUGAACAAAUGCUUUGUAAAAGUUCCACGCUCCAAAGAUGAACCUGGAAAAGGAGGUUUCUGGCAAUUAGAUAUGGACCGGCUGGAAGAGGGACAGCGUAGCAAGAGACGAGGCAUCACACGUGUCACGUCCCGUCGAUGUCGGAAUCACUGUUCAAUCAAACGAGUACAGAAUACCUCAAGUACACCAUCCACCACACACGAACCAGUUACCAGCACAGCUCCAGUUAUCCAUCAAGCAUCACCUGAGCCACCAUCCAUUGUUAUUGAAGAUGAAGAGUUUGCAACAUUGUUACGUGACUACGAGGGAUGGGAUGAAAGGCAAAUGGAAUGUUUGAACGUGUAUCUAGACUUGCUAUAGUGAACUGAGACUGACUGCCAGUACUGCUACCUGCUUGUGGUUUGGGCCUCAGCAACUGCCUACAACUUAUAUCAGAAGCUACCACUAGGCUGGAAUUAGGGCUUUUUGUCCAACAUCCCCAUGAACUAUGCAUUUUCAUGGAAUCCCAAUAUUUGGUAUCAAAGCUAUUGAGGAGGAAGGCAACAGUCACAUCACAAAAGAAAUUACUUACUAAAUAGACAACAUGAUUUUAAUGCUGCAUAACAAAAAUCAUCUGAUCGUAAAAAUACAGAAGUAAAUUAUAUUAUUUGUCAAUUUUCAAUUCAUAAGGAACCCCGAAAAAGGUUUCACCAAUAUCCCAAAUGCAAACACAUACAAUUUUCUUAUAAUUAAAAUAACAAUUUGCGGAAGUAUAUCAAACUGCAAUUGUGUUGUAGAGAUAUAAAAAAAAAGUCUAAUAUUGAACAAAAGUAGGAAUUCAAAGUGAGAGCUUCACAGUUACAAAUAACCUAUGCAUUUAUGGUGACUACAAUCCAAGAAAGCAAUCAACAAGUUAUUUUAAAAACCCUCCAUAAUUGGUUAGUAUCACAGACAGAAAGUAUUACCAAAACUUACAUUCUGUUUCUGUGUGUGUAAGGAACUGAAAA